This is a messenger RNA of Culex pipiens pallens (northern house mosquito), 276 nucleotides long. RefSeq names its product guanine nucleotide-binding protein subunit beta-like protein. The transcript has a single exon. The coding region runs from base 1 to 276 and encodes 91 amino acids. Gene Ontology annotation, molecular function: protein binding. NCBI's taxonomy places the organism in Eukaryota, Metazoa, Arthropoda, Insecta, Diptera, Culicidae. The record is from RefSeq and is a predicted model, not a curated record.
AUGACCGAAAUGCUGCAGCCUUGCGGCCAGUUGGUUGGCCAUUCCGGCUGUCUCACUCAGAUCGCGACCAACUCCAAGUACACGGACAUUGUCCUGUCCUUUUCGAGCGACAUGACCCAGAUCUUGUUAAAGCUAACCCGGGACGACGCCAGCUACGACAUCCCGCAGAAGCGUCUGUCUUUAGACGGUAACAACGCCCUGUCCGAUUCCUGGGACAAGACCUUCCGGCUGUGGGGGUUGGCCGGUGUACUCAAACAUUUCUGGAGUUUUUUUUAA